GCCAUUUAGAUGCGCACAUAACUCGUCUCGGAGUAGAAGACGUGUACUUUUCGUGUUGAUUUUUGGUCCAUUUGCCAUUUAAUUUGUAACAAUACAGUUUGUUUAUUUUUAACAACACUUAUUUAGCUGAAAUGGCGACGGUGGAGGAGCUGAAGCUGAGGGUGCGAGAGUUGGAAAACGAAUUGAUAAAAUGUAAGCAGCAGCAGUGUGUCAUGAUGGAAGAUGCUCAGGCGAUGAACAGACCCAAAAUUGACAAAAUGAGCUCCGAAGUCGUGGAUUCCAACCCAUACAGCCGUCUGAUGGCUUUAAAAAGAAUGGGCAUCGUGGAGGACUAUGAGAAAAUCCGUACCUUUUCAGUGGCUGUAGUUGGUGUUGGUGGAGUUGGCAGCGUGACAGCUGAGAUGCUAACUAGAUGUGGCAUUGGUAAGCUGCUGCUGUUCGACUAUGAUAAAGUGGAGCUGGCCAACAUGAACAGACUGUUCUUCCAGCCACACCAGGCAGGCCUCAGUAAAGUGGAAGCAGCAGAGCACACACUCAGAAACAUCAAUCCAGAUGUGGCGUUUGAGACCCAUAACUACAAUAUCACAACACUGGAAAAUUUCACACACUUUAUGGAUCGCGUCAGUCAUGGAGGGCUGGAAGAAGGAAAACCAGUGGAUUUGGUCCUGAGCUGUGUGGAUAACUUUGAGGCCAGGAUGGCUAUCAACACAGCUUGUAAUGAACUAGGUCAGAUCUGGAUGGAGUCUGGUGUGAGUGAGAACGCUGUGUCAGGUCACAUCCAGCUCAUAAUUCCUGGAGAGACAGCCUGCUUUGCUUGUGCUCCUCCAUUGGUGGUUGCUGCUAACAUUGAUGAAAAAACCCUAAAACGAGAGGGCGUGUGUGCUGCUAGCUUACCUACAACAAUGGGUGUGGUUGCAGGGAUCCUUGUGCAAAAUGUCCUCAAGUAUCUGCUGAAGUUUGGCACAGUAAGCUAUUAUCUCGGCUACAAUGCCAUGCAGGACUUUUUCCCUUCCAUGACCAUGAAGGCCAACCCCCAGUGUAAUGACCGUCACUGCAGAAGACAACAAGAGGAGUACAAGAAGAAAGAAGCAGAGCGGCCAAGAGUGGAAGCUGUGCAGGAGGAGGAAGAAGAGGUUGUCCAUGAAGACAAUGAAUGGGGUAUUGAGCUGGUAUCUGAAGUCACAGAUGCAGAGCUACAGGCUGCAUCAGGAACUGUACCCGACCUCCCAGAAGGCAUCAAAGUAGCUUACACCAUUCCAGAUGAGAAUGUACCGAAUGGAGAGACAGUGGAUGAGACUGAAAUGAGCUUAGAAGACUUAAUGGCUCAGAUGAAAAAAAUGUAGGCAACAAUCUGCAGUUUAAUUUCUUUUCCACAUCUAUAUACAUCUUUUUUUUUAAAUUACAUUUAACAUUUUUAACAGCUAAUGUUGAGUAACGCAUGAGACAUGUUAAAAGCAUUUCAUACAUGCAAGAAAUCUACUUGGAGUGAAAUCGAUUUAUUAAGAAUGGCUAAGAAAAUUGAUUAAAUAUCCUUUAAUGCAUUAAAUAAUAUUGCUUUUCUAAAGUUGAAGUUGGUGAAUAGUUCAGCUUUUCUUCUGUAUGUUCUGUCAUUCUGCUGCAACAGUGUUGUCUCAAUAAAGUAAUUAUUAGAUGGA
Nematolebias whitei (Rio pearlfish) is the source of this 1655-nucleotide messenger RNA. It is a transcript of the gene uba5, whose product is annotated as ubiquitin-like modifier activating enzyme 5. Gene Ontology annotation, cellular component: cytoplasm; cytosol. The record is from RefSeq and is a predicted model, not a curated record. Lineage: Eukaryota; Metazoa; Chordata; Actinopteri; Cyprinodontiformes; Rivulidae. The coding region runs from base 132 to 1343 and encodes 403 amino acids. Gene Ontology annotation, biological process: protein ufmylation. Gene Ontology annotation, molecular function: UFM1 activating enzyme activity. The transcript is spliced from 12 exons.